AUGUCGUUGACUUUUUCUAAAAGGUCCCAUCAACAGUUUCAACACUGGCUCGUCAGAUUCAGCCUGAUAAGAGAUUCACAUGGCUGUGUAAAUGUCAAGGGAUUCUCAAUAUUCUUAAGAAAAUGCCCGACAACUCUUCAAAUCGCUAUAACGCUGCCUUUAAAUGUAAAAAAUUAUUGUGACAUCUCUACAAAUAAAACUUUUAUAUUCAAUGUUGGACGUGAAGAUUUGUGUCACAAUAUAGUUAAAGACUUUGAAUAUGAUUUGAGAAUAAUAGUUCUUACCUACAAAAGAUCAGCCAGCUUGUUAAAGCUCCUCCAAAGUUUAAAUGCUCUGGAAACAGAUGGAGACAGUGUUCUGCUCGAAAUAUGGAUUGACAGAUCUAUAGAUGGUCAUAUAGAUUCAGAAACAUUAAUAAGUGCUAGAAGUUUUUUGUGGAGAAAUGGCCCUGUACAUAUCUAUUUGCAGUCUAAGCACGUUGGAAUUAUCGGUCAAUGGAUUUAUAGCUGGGUACCUAAGAAGUACAAAUUUAAUAAAUCUAAAAUUAGUAAAAUGUAUCCUUAUGAAAUUGGCUUGAUACUGGAAGACGAUAUAAGCAUUGCCCCUUAUUCAUACAAAUGGCUAAAGGCAGCUAAAAAGUUUUAUAAUUCGACAAAUUACAUCGCAGGAAUUACUUUUCAAAGUGAAAGCCUGAUUAAUGCAGAGUCUGGGAGAGAUUUUAAUCCACUUCCAAGUUUAACUGGUCCAAGUUUUUUCUACAGAUUGAUUGGUAGUUGGGGUUUUGCUCCAGAACCAAGAGUUUGGUUAAAAUUUCAACGGUGGUUCAAAACAAAAACUUUGAAGCAUCCUUAUGUACCAAAAAUUUUAAUGACAAGAUGGUACCAAUAUUUUGAAUCAAUAAAUACUACAGACACGAUGUGGACAAUGUGGUUCAUAUAUUACUGUCAUUACCACAGAUUAGUCACUCUUUAUAGCAAUAUAUUCAAACCUACCAACAAAACUUUCAGAUCAAACAAAAUUCCUAGAAUAAAUCAGGUAGCCUGUUUAGCACUGAAUAGAAAAGAACCAGGCUUACACUAUUCCAAACCAGUCAAGCCAAACACAAAUUGUUUAAACUGGUACUGGAGACCAGAAUACACUGAUUUCAAAAAAGACACGAUACUCUUUGGUUAUAACGGAAAACCAACAAAAAUUGAACUUCUUUGA
This is a messenger RNA of Helobdella robusta, 1206 nucleotides long. RefSeq lists its product as hypothetical. The record is from RefSeq and is a predicted model, not a curated record. The transcript is spliced from 5 exons. NCBI's taxonomy places the organism in Eukaryota, Metazoa, Annelida, Clitellata, Rhynchobdellida, Glossiphoniidae. The coding region runs from base 1 to 1206 and encodes 401 amino acids.